This is a messenger RNA of Astrephomene gubernaculifera, 2867 nucleotides long. The record is from the annotation of a GenBank genome assembly. NCBI's taxonomy places the organism in Eukaryota, Viridiplantae, Chlorophyta, Chlorophyceae, Chlamydomonadales, Astrephomenaceae.
CCCCCCUCCAAGCCCACCGCCCAGCCCACCGCCCAGUCCUCCACCUAGCCCCCCUCCAAGCCCCCCACCUAGCCCCCCACCUAUUCCUCCGCCUAGUCCCCCACCUAGUCCUCCGCCUAGCCCGCCACCCAGCCCACCACCCAACCUGCCUCCUCCUGGCCCACCAUCACCGCUACCAUCUACACCGAGUCCUCCGCCACUGCCAGAUAGCCCGCCAAAUCCGGAUCCAACCCCACGUCCUCCUAGCCCUCCUUCACCUUUCCCCUAUCCGCCCAGCCCGCCGUCGCCGCCUCCAGUUCCACCUAGUCCCAUCUCUGCCCCUAGCCCGCCUAGCCCUCAGCCUAGCCCCCCGACCCCAAGCCCGCCUCCCAACCCGCCUUCUCCUCCUGGCCCACCAUCACCGCCUCCAUCUCCACCGAGUCCUCCGCCACUGCCUCAUAGCCCGCCAAAUCCGGAUCCACCCCCACGUCCUCCUAGCCCUCAUUCACCUUUCCCCUAUCCGCCCAGCCCGCAGUCGCCGCCUCCAGUUCCACCUAGUCCCAUCUCUCCUCCUUACCCACCUAGCCCUCCACCUAGGCCCAGCCCAAGCCCGCCACCCAACCCGCCUUCUCCACCUGGCCCACCAUCACUGCCUCCAUCUCCACCGAGUCCUCCGCCACUGCCUCAUAGCCCGCCAAAUCCGGAUCCACCCCCACGUCCUCCUAGCCCUCCUUCUCCUUUCCCCUAUCCGCCCAGCCCGCAGUCGCCGCCUCCAGUUCCACCUAGUCCUAUCUCUCCUCCUUACCCACCUAGCCCUCCACCUAGGCCCAGCCCAAGCCCGCCUCCCAACCCGCCUUCUCCUCCUGGCCCACCAUCACUGCCUCCAUCUCCACCGAGUCCUCCGCCACUGCCUCAUAGCCCGCCAAAUCCGGAUCCACCCCCACGUCCUCCUAGCCCUCCUUCACCUUUCCCCUAUCCGCCCAGCCCGCAGUCGCCGCCUCCAGUUCCACCUAGUCCCAUUUCUCCCCCCAGCCCGCCUAGCUCCCCGCCCCCAAGCCCGCCACCCAACCCGCCUUCUCCACCUGGCCCACCAUCACUGCCUCCAUCUCCACCGAGUCCUCUGCCACUGCCUCAUAGCCCGCCAAAUCCGGAUCCACCCCCACGUCCUCCUAGCCCUCCUUCACCUUUCCCCUAUCCGCCCAGCCCGCAGUCGCCGCCUCCAGUUCCACCUAGUCCUAUCAUUAUCUCCAUCCCGCCUAGCCCGCCACUUAAUGAAACUCCUUUCAGCAGGUCGUCGCCGUCCCCUUCUCCGCCCGGUCCUCAUCCUCCGAACCCCUCCCUGCCUUUGCCUCCCAGCUCGUCUCCACAGAUCCAACCUCAAGGUUCUCAAUUUAUGUCCCCUCCCCAUUCUCCUCCAACCCCUGGCCCUAAGUCAUUCCAACCGCCUGCACCUCCCGACGCUUCUCUCCCAUCCCCGCUCCCUCCGUCUUUUCCACCCUCUCCAGCACCCCCGCCCCGAGCUCCACCGCCACCUCCUCCAACGCCUCCCUCACCACCCCUGCCAGCAGCAAAGUAUGUUGCUGUCUCCAUCUCCAUCUUCUUCCCCUACAUGUCCUGCAGCGCUCUCCAGUCGGACGCAUUCCUGCAGCAACAAAUCACCCUGGACACGAGGACAGCCGUGGCGGCUGCCUUGGGGGUGCAAGCCAAGUCCGUUGCUCUUCUGAGCUUCGCAUGUGGCACCAACAGCAAUAACAGCGCCAGGAGCGGUACUAACAGCUCCACUUACAAUGGUGGCAGCGGUACGACAGCCACUCGAAGGAGCACCGCUGGGGAGACGACUCAGUUGGGAGCUCAAUUGCUUGUGCGAGAGGAAAAGGCGAGCUCCAGGGGAGGCAUGAGCAAAGAUGGAUGGGGCGAUGGCGGGGACCAAAAGGGAACAUCACAACAAAUAUCUCCUGACGGCUUGAAGGAUGCGGCAUUGAUGUCUGCACGAGGAACAAGCCACGCCCCUCGAACCCGCCGCCAAGCUCUCGACUCCGCCUCCUCCUCUUCGCCCCCAUCCCCACCCGUUCCGUAUCCUUCUCCCAUCUAUUCCUCUUAUUAUCCCCCCUCUCCUAAUGCCGCGGUGAGCGGCGUUACUCUCCGCAUUCAAGCACUCCUGCCAACCACCACACCCCAGAACGAGCUAAACUCCAUCAUCACCCGCAUCUCCGACCAGCCAAGCAACGUCUCAUGGCUCUUUGCGACGGCGCCGGCGCUGAUAGCGACGUACGGCACCCCAUCUGCAACCGCAGUCAGUGUCAAUGUGACAGGGGAGAGUGCGCUGACGGCCGAGUGUCCUCGGCGCCCCGAUGUCGUACUGUACGCGCCGACGUACGUGGGUCGGUGGGACGCGCCGCUGGUGCUGCGAUUCGCUGGGGCGUUCAGCUUUGGAUCGGCAUGUAGCAACAACUUCAGCUGCGUUCUCGGCACUAACAACCGUGGACUGCUUCUCAAUGGCUCCCUUCAAGUCCUCGACAUCACGUCCUCCUCCACAUCAUCCACCUCAAACUCCUCUUCGUCCCCCACCGCCUUCCUCCUCAAACUUCGCGCCCUGUCCGAGGGCACCCUGCAGCUCCUCCUCCGUAGCGACCCCUGCGCCCCCACCACCACCUCCACAUCCUUGACCACCGUCUCCACCUCCUCCACCAUUGCAACCCUCAAUCUCACAGCGGACUGGACCCCACCACGAUGCACCCUCACCGUCGCCUCAGCACCCUCACUCGCCAACGCCUCCUUCACAGUUGCUGCCGACUUCUCUGAACCCAUUCUACCCGUGCUUCCAUCCGACAUAACCACCUCCUCAUGUCGUAUCUCUUCGCUGACGCGCCUCAGCCCUACCAGGAUGC